AAUUUUUUAUUGUAUCUUAUACUAAUCCCUAGCUGCACUGCAUCAGCAAGUACACACACAACACACACGUAUCCGUGCGUGUGUGUGUAGAGCAUAUAUAAAUGAAGGGCUCAAAUCCAUUAUUUCCAUGCAGUGUUCCAAGCUAGUCACACUUCUUCUUAGUUCUUAGUCCUUGCACUUUUUUUUUUCUUCAAUUUUUUUUUAUUAAUUAGAUUUCAUCAGUUUAGAUACAUAUGGCUAUUGAUCAGCACAAAGAUGUUGAAGAUGGCCUUGCUCAGCCCUUCAUUGAGCAAGCGAAACGCGUCGAUUCAGACGAGGAAAAUGGAUCGAUUUGGAUGGUGUUGCUGAGUACUUGUGUUGCUGUUUGUGGAUCAUUUGAGUUUGGAUCAUGUGUGGGAUAUUCUUCACCUACUCAAUCAGCUAUAAGAGAGGACUUAAAUCUAUCUCUAUCUGAGUUCUCUAUGUUUGGAUCCAUAAUCACCAUUGGAGCUAUGAUUGGAGCUGUCACAAGCGGUAGACUCGCAGAUUACAUUGGUCGAAAAGGGGCAAUGAGAAUGUCAGCUGUUUUCUGCAUCACAGGAUGGCUGGCUGUCUAUUUCGCCGUGGAAGCUCUGUUUCUUGAUGUUGGGAGGUUCUGCACUGGCUAUGGCAUAGGAAUAUUCUCCUAUGUGGUUCCUGUCUUCAUUGCUGAAAUCGCGCCCAAGAAUCUCCGCGGAGGGCUUGCAACGUUGAAUCAGCUUAUGAUUGUCUGUGGAGCAUCAACUGCAUACAUUGUUGGAUCAGUUGUAACAUGGAGAACAUUAGCCUUAACUGGGCUCAUCCCUUGUCUUUUACUUCUUGUUGGCCUAUUCUUCAUCCCGGAAUCGCCUAGAUGGCUGGCGAAAGUUGGCCGGAAGAAAGAGUUUGAGUCAGCAUUGCGCAGGCUUCGUGGCAGGAAUGCUGAUAUAAUGCAAGAAGCAAAUGAAAUUCAAGCCAGCAUCGACGUUCUACUAGAUCAACCUAGAGUCAGAAUACUGGACUUGUUCGACCCCAAAUACAUACGUCCAGUCACUGUUGGUGUAGGAUUGAUGGUCUUUCAGCAGUUUGGAGGGAUAAAUGGGAUUGGUUUCUAUUCUAGUGAAACAUUUGUAGCUGCAGGUUUCUCUUCAGGAAAAGCUGGGACAAUUGCAUAUGCCAUAAUUCAGGUCCCUAUAACUAUGCUUGGAGCAGUACUAAUGGAUAAAUCAGGAAGAAGGCCUCUUCUCAUUAUAUCAGCAGCAGGAACAUGCCUUGGAUGCAUCAUGACAGGGGCUUCAUUUUUCCUUAAGGAUCAAUCUCUCCUGCCUCAAUGUGUCCCAUUUCUUGCUGUCUCUGGAGUACUGGUGUACAUAUCCGCGUUCUCUAUAGGGACGGGGCCAGUUCCCUGGGUCGUCAUGUCAGAGAUUUUUCCAAUUCAUAUAAAAGGUGUAGCAGGGAGCCUAGUAGUUUUGGUGAACUGGUUAGGUGCAUGGUUAGUUUCCUACACCUUCAACUACAUGAUGAGCUGGAGUUCAGCUGGUACAUUUUCGAUCUAUGCUGCAUUUUGCGCGCUGACAAUACUGUUUGUGGCCAAGAUCAUGCCUGAGACAAAGGGGAAGACACUGGAAGAAAUUCAGGCCUCUCUCAGGUCAUGAAAAUGAAGCCAAAAAAGUCGAAAAACACAAGGAAAAUAGCUACAAAUAUUAGUUCAGACAAGUCUCUUGUGGUUUUGAAACAAAGCCAACUGCAUGUCAUGACUCCUCAAGGAUAAUUUGAUCUGUUUCUGAGUUGGCUGAGUGUGUUGGCUUUGUUGCUGGCUUCAAAAAUGGAGAAAUUUAUGCUCGAAAACGCGGUGUGGACAGAGAUGAGAUGCAAGCUCCAAGAUUAUUUUCUAGUGUUUGAUGCAGGCAGAAUUUCUCCAUAUGGCAGAUAAUUUAGUUUUAUUUUAUGUAAUAGUCUCUGAUUUUUCUUUCUUCUUCUUCUACCCAUUAUUCAUUUUUGUAAGCAAGAAAUGAGAUCAUGUAAUAAAUGGUAUUGGAUUAUAAUGUGUAUGAUGAUUUAAUAGAUGUGGUAAGAUUGCCAUGUGA
This is a messenger RNA of Salvia miltiorrhiza (redroot sage), 2084 nucleotides long. Its product is annotated as sugar transporter ERD6-like 16. The record is from RefSeq and is a predicted model, not a curated record. The transcript has 17 exons. Lineage: Eukaryota; Viridiplantae; Streptophyta; Magnoliopsida; Lamiales; Lamiaceae. Gene Ontology annotation, molecular function: sugar transmembrane transporter activity. Gene Ontology annotation, cellular component: membrane. Bases 234 to 1652 code for a protein of 472 amino acids. Gene Ontology annotation, biological process: carbohydrate transport; transmembrane transport.